AUGAAGGAAUUAACAUCAAAACAUGUCUCGAUUUUACAAAUUGCAAAUGAUAAUACUGGUGUUAUUAGUUUAAAUGAAAAAGAUUUUCUAUGGAUUGAACAAUUAUCUCAGGCAAGUCUUAUUACUAAUGAAGAACAAUAUUUCAUUACAUCAGAUUCACGAUUAACAUUUGAUUUUGCCUAUAUUCAAUCGCAGAUUAUUCGAAUAUAUCUUCUCUAUUGUCGUAUUAACUAUCGUCAUAUUAUUCAAAAAUAUCAAUGUCAUACAAAAGGAAUAAAAUCAAUAACAAAUAUUGAACAUUUAGAUCUCGAUGAAAACUAUUUAGUUCGACUAAAUGUUGAUCAAAUUGAAAAUGAAUGGAACCACCUGAAAGAUAUGUUAUUAGAUAAACUUUAUCAAUCUCAUAAUCUUCUAAGACAAAUAGCAUUAACAUUAAAAAAAUAUUCAAAUAAACUAUCAUCAAUUAAUCUCUUCGAAUUUGUCAGAAUGACCGAUCAUGAUAAUGAUAUUCUUCCACGAUUAGAACAAUAUGAAAUAAAAGAUUUUCAAUUAUGUUAUAUAGAUCAUGUCAUUGAAAUCUAUGCAAAAUCUGUUAGUGGAUUUCAACAUUUGUUUACAGACGUAUCAGCUCUACUACGAGUAUCAAUUGAUAGUCAAUUAAAUAAUGAAAUCAUUCAAAAAUUUAAUGAAAAUAUAAUAAAUAUCGAUUAUAAGAAUGAUAUUGAUGAAAUUCAAGAAAAAAUUCAAACAAUUACAGAAUUUCUUAACGAAUUAAAAACAAUUGAAGAUACUCUUCUUCAACAAUCUACACAAUCAUUGAUCGAAAUAUGUCAAUAUUUAUCAAUCGAUAGUACACUUCUUUCAUUAAUACCAUAUAGAAUUAAAUGUGAAAAUUAUGUUGAUCUUUAUAUUCAUUUAAUUCGUACAAGAUCAAAACUUCAAGAACAAAAACUUAAUAUUGAAGAACAAGAAAGAAAUUUAUGGAAUGAAGAUUUUAAUUCAGAAUCUGAUAAACAAACAUUGAAACAGAGACAAAAUAAUAAUGAUUCACAUAAUUGGGAAAUUUCUAUGACCAAUAUAAAAAAAUCAACUGUUGAUUUAACGCUUGAAAAUAAUUUAUUCGAUAUAAAUCAACCAUCAAUGAAAUUAUCUAAAGAUGACUCAGAUACCGAUAUCGAAUAUACAUCUUUAAUAACAUUAAAUUUAAAAAAAGUUCCAUAUACAUCAUCAAUAUUCAUUCAACAAAUACAUAAAUAUCGAGAAGAAUUACCCACACCAUCGAUUACUGUAAAAUCAAUCCAAAAAAUUACUAUUGUAUGUCCAAAUGGUGAAUUGAAAACAUAUAUCUCGAAACCGGAGAAAUUUUGCGAAAAAUUAAAUAAAUUAUUUGAAAAACAAUAUGAUUAUAAUUUAUUUGUUGUUGUCGAUAAAAAUGAAAUAUUUGUUGAUUUUACAAAGAAUAACUAUUGUUUACCAUAUGAACCACUUUUAAAAUAUUAUAUUAUUGAAAAACAACUUCUAAUUCAGAUUCAAAUUCAAUUUCGAGCACAAAUAUAUGAAUAUUUCACUACAUCAAAAUGCACUAUUUCAACUAUCAUUCAACAUUUUAUUGAUGAUAAUCAGUUGAAAAAAUUAUCAUCAGAUAUUAUUCUUUGUUUCUAUGAUGAAUAUGGAAAAUGUAUUAAUGAUGGAACUAUUAGCGAUGUUUUUAAAAAGGAUCAAAAGAUUAUUUUGAUUUUUGUAACAGAAGAAACAUUGAAUACCAGUUUUCUAUAUGAAUUUGUUUUACAAUCCAAUACAGGUAACCAAAAGAAUACUGUUAGAGCAAUGUUGGCGGAAUUAACAUGUGAAACACGAUUGUAA
This is a messenger RNA of Rotaria sp. Silwood2, 1863 nucleotides long. Lineage: Eukaryota; Metazoa; Rotifera; Eurotatoria; Philodinida; Philodinidae. The record is from the annotation of a GenBank genome assembly.